This is a messenger RNA of Jatropha curcas, 1586 nucleotides long. Its product is annotated as UDP-glycosyltransferase 83A1. NCBI's taxonomy places the organism in Eukaryota, Viridiplantae, Streptophyta, Magnoliopsida, Malpighiales, Euphorbiaceae. Gene Ontology annotation, molecular function: quercetin 3-O-glucosyltransferase activity; quercetin 7-O-glucosyltransferase activity. The record is from RefSeq and is a predicted model, not a curated record.
UCCAAUUUCAAGAUUCCACUGAACAUCAAAAAACUAGAAGACAAUAUCUCAAUUAUUGAUUUCUUCCUCCUUAUACAAGUAAAAUUAACAAGAAGUUCAAGAAGUAGGAGAUUAAAAAUGGGCAAUCCACAUAUUCUGGUAAUACCUUAUCCAGCACAAGGCCAUGUAAUUCCAUUAAUGGAGCUCUCUCAAUGCUUAGCUAAACAUGGCUUCAAAAUCACAUUUGUAAAUGCAGAAUCUAAUCAUCAACUGAUAAAAAAUGCAUCCACAUCAAGUACAAGCAGUGAUCAAAUAAAUUUAGUUUCAAUUUCAGAUGAUGCAGUGAAGUUGUCUUCUGAUGCAGUCUUGAGAGUUAUGCCAAGCAAAGUAGAAGAGCUUAUUGAACAACUUAAUGAUAAGAUUAGUUGCAUUAUUGCUGAUCAGAGUAUUGGAUGGGCCUUGGAAAUUGCAGAAAGGAAAGGAAUUCGGCGAGCCGCUUUCUGUCCUGCUGCUGCUGCUCAGCUGGUUUUGGGAUUUAGCAUCCCAAAGUUGAUUCAAGAUGGAAUAAUAGAUGAUUAUGGAACCCCAACAAAAAAGGAGAUAGUCAGGAUUUCACCAACAAUGCCAGCGAUGAACACUGCCAAUUUUGUGUGGGCUUGCCUUGGCAACAUGGAAUCACAGAAGAAUAUUUUUAAGCUAAUGCUUAAUAACAACAAAUCUAUAAAGUUAACAGAUUGGCUUCUCUGCAACUCCAUUUAUGACCUUGAGCCUGCAGCUUUCAACUUGGCUCCACAAAUAAUUCCUAUAGGUCCAGUUUCAGAAAUCAACAGACAAAGACUCAAUUCAACCGGAAACUUCUGGGCAGAAGACUCAACUUGCCUUCGAUGGCUUGAUCAACAGAAACAACAAUCUGUCAUAUAUGUUGCGUUUGGUAGUUUUGCAGUUUUUGAUCCAAAACAAUUCCAAGAAUUGGCUUUAGGGUUGGAACUUUCCAAGAAACCAUUUCUUUGGGUUGUAAGGCCAGAUAUAAAGAGCACAAACAAUGCUUUUCUUGAAGAGUUUCGAGAAAGAGUGGGCAAUCUUGGUAAGAUAGUUAGUUGGGCACCUCAAAAGAAAGUUCUUGCUCAUAAAUCUGUUUCUUGUUUUGUCAGUCAUUGUGGCUGGAACUCCACCAUGGAAGGUGUAAGCAAUGGAGUACCUUUCUUGUGUUGGCCUUAUUUUGCUGACCAGUUCUUUAACCAGAGGUACAUUUGUGAUAUUUGGAAGAUUGGAUUAGAACUUGAUAGAAAUGAAAAUGGUAUAAUCGUUCACCUGGAAAUCAAGAAUAAGGUGGAGCAAGUAUUGGGCAAUGGGGAGUUUAGAAAAAGAGCAUUGGAUUUGAAAGAACUGGUUGUAAAUAGUGUUGAAGAAGGUGGUAGCUCUUACCAAAAUUUCAAGAGGUUCAUUGAAUGGAUGAGAGAGUAGGUAGUUUUGUUAUCAACAAACAUGAUUAGACUUCUGUCUUUUUUGUUAAAAUUUGAAUGAUUGGAUUGUGAAAUUUUCACCUAAUUUGUAUCAUCUUUGUGAGCACAACAAGACACAAAUAAAAGCGUUCAAAGUUCAGACCA